CGUACGCAUGGAAACAGGCGUUUGAUUUGACCCGAACCGCUUCUGGAAUGUUUUCUAAAGUUACUCCCUCUGCAGAUCUGCACCCGUUUAAGAGUGCCGCUCAGUAAUUCAAGCAAGAGUUUCACACAGAAGGUCCAGCCAGCCACCCGUCUGUCCUGUUAAGCUGUAUGAAACGCUUUUAGUUGGAAAAAUAGUGGGCCUUUUUUGAGCUAGCCAGCUAAUCAGAAUGACCCAACAAGGAGCUGCGCUACAAACUUACAACAAUGAACUUGUCAAGUGUAUAGAAGAGCUGUGCUCUAAAAGAGAAGAUCUGAACAGGCUGAUACAGCAGGAGGAAUCAGAGAAAGCUCGUCUGCAGCAUGAUGUACGUGUGCUGACGGAGAAGCUGAGUCGUGUGAAUGAGAGCCUGGCACGACGCCUCAGUGCCCGUGCUGAAUUUGACCGCACCAUCGCUGAGACAGAGGCUGCCUACAUGAAGAUUCUUGAAAGUUCUCAGACUCUUUUGAGUGUUUUGAAGAAGGAGACAGGGAACCUGACCAAAGCCACUGAACCAAGAAGUAGCAAAGAUCAUUGAAUAAGGCUGAAUGUUCUCAUUCACUUUAUCUGUACUAUAUUCAUCUAUUCUCUCGCUUUUUCCCCUUUUACCGGUAGUGUUCCUCUUUGUAAUCGCCACACAUCAACAUCAGAAGUUAACUUGUCAUUCCUAUCAGAAAACCCUGUAUGUAAAGUGUAUAGAUUUAUAAUGUUUUGAUAUGAAUUUGUGUUUUAAAAUGAUACUUUUAUUUAAAUGAAAUAUUUUAAUAAAGAUAACUUGAAUUUG
Messenger RNA from Xyrauchen texanus (razorback sucker), 820 nucleotides. RefSeq names its product Sjogren syndrome nuclear autoantigen 1 (gene ssna1). Bases 227 to 574 code for a protein of 115 amino acids. The record is from RefSeq and is a predicted model, not a curated record. Gene Ontology annotation, cellular component: centrosome; ciliary basal body. The transcript has 3 exons. Lineage: Eukaryota; Metazoa; Chordata; Actinopteri; Cypriniformes; Catostomidae.